Molecule: messenger RNA, 375 nt
Organism: Mucor mucedo
Lineage: Eukaryota; Fungi; Mucoromycota; Mucoromycetes; Mucorales; Mucoraceae
Exons: 3
Coding region: 1-375 (124 amino acids)
Source: RefSeq, a predicted model, not a curated record
AUGGAUCGUUCAGAAACCCAGGAAAGGGAUUUAAGUGCUGUGGCUGCUUCUGAGAUUUUCAACAACAUUGCCAGUGCACCAGUCCAUAUUUCACAUAAUGGUGAGGCUAGAAGCUAUGCAGUUAUACAUCUGCCUUCAUGUUCUCCUGAGCAGCUGAAUAAGGUUGAAGACUUUUGGUCAGUUCUGAAAAAUUCAGUCAAACAAAUUGUGGGUGAUACAAUCAUUUUAAGUCUUAAUUUGUUCGGGCACGGAGAUUUACUCCUUGUUCCUAUUUUUUUCUUUAUCUUUUACAAGCCUAUGUUAAUCUGCUCUUUGAAUGACAUGAGUUACUUUAGUGUGAUUCUUAAAGACAGUGCCCAUUUUGAAAUGGCUUAA